Molecule: messenger RNA, 2532 nt
Organism: Triticum turgidum subsp. durum (durum wheat)
Lineage: Eukaryota; Viridiplantae; Streptophyta; Magnoliopsida; Poales; Poaceae
Source: the annotation of a GenBank genome assembly
AUGUCGACGAUCUUCGCGAAGCCCGAGAGCGCCCUGAGGAGGGCGGAGGAGCUGAUCCACGUCGGGCAGAAGCAGGCGGCGCUGGAGGCGCUGCACGACCUCAUCACGUCGAGAAGAUGCCGGUCAUGGCAGAAGCCUCUCGAGAAGGCCAUGAUGAGGUACGUGGAGCUGUGCGUGGAUCUGAGGAAGGGCAGGUUCGCCAAGGACGGCCUCAUCCAGUACUCCAGGAUCGUCUGCCAGCAGCAGCUCAACAACGUGUCGUCUCUGGAGGAGGUCGUAAAGCACUUCAUGCAUCUGUCCAGCAAGAAGGCCGAGGAGGCCGCCAUGGAUCACCAGGCGCAGGCUCUGGACGUCCAUGACCUGGAAGCACCGGAGGACCUGAUGCUCAGCUACGUUAGCGGGAAGGACUGGUCUGAAUCUGACACCCCGUAUCUCAAGUUUCUGUGGGAGACGUACCGGACGGUGCUGGAGGUGCUGAGGAACAACUCCAAGCUCGAAGCGCUGUAUGCCAUGGCAGCCCACAAGGCCUUUCAGUUCUGCAAGCAGUACAAAAGAUCCGCCGAGUUCCGGAGGCUGUGUGAGAUGAUCAGAAACCAUCUUGCAAAUCUCAACAGAUCAUAUCGAGAUCGUCCUGAUCUGACCGCCCCUGAGAGCUGCCAGUUGUACCUUGAUACCAGGGUUGAGCAACUCAAGAUUGCCGCAGAGCUUUCCCUGUCCCAGGAAGCCUUCCGGUCUGUGGAGGACAUCCAUGGCUUGAUGAGCAUGGUUCAGAGGACUCCAAAACCAUCCGUCCUGGCCGUGUAUUACGCCAAGCUGACUGAGAUAUUCUGGACGUCUGAGAGUCACUACUUGUAUCAUGCAUAUGCACGGCUGGAGCUUUUCAACUUGCACAAGUGUCACAACAAGAAUUUAACUCGGAAGGAUCUGCAAUUACUAGCGUCUUCUGCUUUGCUCGCUGCGCUUUCUGUUACACCAUAUUAUGACCAUGAGUCUGGUCUAUCUCAUCUGGAGCUUGAAAACGAAAAGGGGCGCAGCUCGCGUAUGGCAAACCUUCUCAAUUCCUCCUUUGACUCCAAGCGUGAGAACAGAGAAAAGGUUUCAAGAGCAUCUCUUCUUUCUGAGUUGGCUGCCAGAGGUGUGGUUUCAUGUGCUUCCCAAGAAGUGCAAGAUCUUUACAACCUUAUGGAGCAUGAGUUCCUUCCUCUGGAUCUAGCAUCAAAAGUGCAACCUCUGUUUUCCAAGAUUUCUACAAUCGGAGGAAAGCUUUCAUCUGCACCUUCAGUUCCAGAGAUUCAGUUAUCGCAGUACCAACCUGCAUUGGAAAAGCUUACUACACUGAGGGUGCUGCAGCAGGCAUCUCGUGUUUUCCAGUCCAUGAGAAUUGAUACACUCUCUAGAAUGAUCCCCUUCUUUGACUUCAAUGUCGUGGAGAAGAUCGCUGUUGACGCCGUCAAGCACAAUUUUGUUGCUAUGAAAGUUGACCAUUUGUCUGGAGCUGUUCGUUUCAGCAACACAGAGAUAGAAUCUGAUGUGUUUGGUGCUAGUCACCUUAUUGGUGCCCUCGCUGAUUCCCUAAACAAAGCUGUGCAUAAGCCAUCCGAAGUCGGUAGUCUUGCUGGAGUGGUGGAGAAAGAACAUCAAAGGCUUCUCGCAAGGAAAUCAAUCAUUGAAAAACGUAAAGAAGACUAUGAGCGUCAGAUAUUGGAAAAGGAAAAAGCAGAGGAGGCAAAGAGAUUGAGCAUUCAGAAGAAAUCCGCGGAUGAAGAAAGGGAGAGGCUUUUGAAGGACCGGAGGCUCAGGGAGCAGCAGAGGAUCCGUCAGGAAAUAGAGGACAGAGCGCAGAGAGAAAUAGGAAAAACAGAACAAAAAGUAACAAAACAAGGCGCCAUGGAGCUUGUAUCGCAUUACCUAGCUUAUAGAAUGUCGCGUCAGGGGAUGGAGAAGAGGCUGGAGAAGCUAGCAAAGAGAAUGGAUCACUUGGAGAGGGCAAGACGGCAGGAGGAAGCGCCGCUGAUCGAGGAGGCCUUCCGAAGACGCGUCGAGGAAGAGAAGGUCCUCCACGAGCAAGAGCAGCUGAGAGAGAAUGAGAUCAGCGAGCAGCGCCACGCGGGUGACUUGCUGGAGAAGAAGAGGCUCUCUCGAUUCUUGGAGCAUAAGAAUGCUUUCCAGGAAAGAGUUGUCCAACGCCGAGAAGCCGAGUUUCUUAGCCUGACGAAAGAGAGGGAGGAAAGGAUCAGUCAGUUGGUAUCUUCAAGAAGGCGUGAAAGGGAGACUGCACGGAAACUGACGUAUUAUCUGAAGAUGGAAGAACAGCGGAUCCAAAGGGCGCGUGAGGAAGAGGAACAGCGGAUCCAAAGGGCGCGUGAGGAAGAAGAACAGCGGAUCCAAAGGGCGCGCGAGGAAGAGGAGCAACGUGAAGAGGAAGAGAGGGAGAGGAGGGAAGAAGCUCCUCCUGCACGCAGUAAUCAGCCCUGGCGUCGUAGAUCAGGGCCCUCGGCAAACUCUUCUUCGUCUGGCAGCUGGAGGCACUGA